This is a messenger RNA of Pneumocystis jirovecii RU7, 735 nucleotides long. RefSeq lists its product as uncharacterized. The transcript is spliced from 4 exons. The record is from RefSeq and is a predicted model, not a curated record. NCBI's taxonomy places the organism in Eukaryota, Fungi, Ascomycota, Pneumocystomycetes, Pneumocystales, Pneumocystaceae. Bases 1 to 735 code for a protein of 244 amino acids.
AUGCAAGAAGUUGAUCAAAUUUUAAAGGAUUUAGAGAAGAAAAAAGAGAUUCAAGCAGAAUCAGAACCUAAAAAACAAGCAAAAAAGAUUAGAAGAUGUGGUACAUGCAAAAAAAUUGGGCAUUCUAGGAAUAUUUGCCCAGAAAAUAGAGAAUUAAAUACAGGGACUGAAUGGAAUACUCAUACAGAAACUUUUUGUGGAAUGAUCACACCUGGACACGGAAAGUCGAAUAACACGUCUGUCAAAAAUAGCAAAAAAAGAAAACCAGAGUCGAAUGGAAUAAAUAUACUGAAAACUCCAACAAAUACAGUGUUUUCAUAUACAAACGCAACUCAAACAACACCAUGUAGUAUAGCAAAAAACAAGUUUCGAAAAAAGGGAGAUAAUGAUAAUUUAUGCACAGAAGAAAAUAAUCGUAAAGAAAGUGUUACAUUUUCUCAUGUUCAUCCAUUGAGGUUUUCAAACGAUCUAGACGAUAUUAUUCCUCCAGCAGAAUUCUUAUUUCCAUAUGAAGGCAUGAAGUGGUAUGAAACCAUGGAGUAUUCUGUUGAUUUUGAAAAUAUACAACCAGAUUCUCGUAAAGAUAUGCUUGCUUUUUGUAAAUUUAAUUCUUACAAAAAAAUCAAUUAUGAGGAUAUUUUAAAUGAUUCUCCUUUAUUUAAACCACUUCCAAAUAGCAUUUUCGACUUUAUUGAUGAUGAAAUAGGGAGUAAAAGUCCAGUUCUUAAUUUUUAA